Colletotrichum costaricense is the source of this 984-nucleotide messenger RNA. Its product is annotated as methyltransferase domain-containing protein. The record is from RefSeq and is a predicted model, not a curated record. The transcript is spliced from 9 exons. Bases 1 to 984 code for a protein of 327 amino acids. Lineage: Eukaryota; Fungi; Ascomycota; Sordariomycetes; Glomerellales; Glomerellaceae. Gene Ontology annotation, molecular function: methyltransferase activity.
AUGUCGGAUAUGGAUAUUGAUUGGCCCAGUCCAGGCCAGGCCUCGGAUCUCCCAUCUGAUGAUGGAUAUGCGACGGAUAGCGGUGUUUCCUCUAUGGAAGAACAAAUGUCAACAUACACAAGGUCAAUGACUUCAUCCAUUGUCAACUAUCCUCUAGAGUAUGGACGACGAUAUCACGCUUACAGGGCAGGUGUAUACGCCUUCCCAAAUGAUGAUCCCGAACUUGAUCGUAUGGAUAUGGCUCAUGGCCUCAUGUUCAAGUCGAUCGGUUACAAACUCUACUUGGCACCCUUGUUCAAAGAGAAUUUGCACAGAAUACUAGACAUCGGUACAGGGACAGGGAUCUGGUCUGUGGAAAUGGGUGACAGAUUCCCAAACACCGAGAUCAUUGGUGUUGAUUUGAGCGCUGUUCAACCACCAUGGGUACCUCACAACGUAAAGUUUGAAAUCGACGAUGUGGAAAGCCGGUGGGUGGGCAACAGAAUGUUCGACUACAUCUUUGUCCGAUACAUGCUGGUCUCCAUCCAAGACUGGCCUAAACUAGUCCAAAAUAUCUACGAACAUCUUAACCCCGGCGGAUGGGUCGAAUUCCAAGACAUGGACGGCCUCUACUACUCCGACGACGGAACCUACACCGCACAAUACAUCACGCACACCUGGAACCAAGACUUCGUUCAAGCCUGCGAAUCCAUCGGCCGCACCGCCCGUCCCGGUCCGCAACUCGAGGGCUGGGUCAACGAGGCCGGGUUCCGGAACGUGGUGCACAAGAGGUUCAAGGCGCCGAUUGGGUCAUGGCCCAAGGACCCUCACUUCAAGGACGUGGGUAUGCACAAUUUGUGUCAACUUCUUAAUGGACUAGAGGGGUUUACUCUAAGGCUGUUUUGUGGGGUGUUGGAGCGGACGGAGGAGGAUGUUUUGGGCAUGUUGGAGGGUGUGAGGGAGGAGUUGAAGCGGGGGCUGUUCCACGCCAUGUUUGACCAGUGA